Messenger RNA from Lycium barbarum (goji berry), 790 nucleotides. Its product is annotated as glycine-rich protein 5-like. Bases 56 to 448 code for a protein of 130 amino acids. NCBI's taxonomy places the organism in Eukaryota, Viridiplantae, Streptophyta, Magnoliopsida, Solanales, Solanaceae. The transcript has 2 exons. The record is from RefSeq and is a predicted model, not a curated record.
UUUCAUAAUUCAAGUGGUAGUUAUAUCUUACUAUAUAGUUUCUAGCAACAAAAAAAUGGGAUCAAAAGCAUUUUUGCUAAUUGUUUUGACUAUUUUUCUCGUGAUAACCUUAGAGGUUGCCGCCAGGGAGUUCGCUCAGAGCUCCACCACUCCCCUAGAUUACGGACAGGAAAAUGAUGCAAAUGACGCCAAAUUUCUAGGAGUAGGACUUCCAGGAUUUCCAAGAGGCGGAUUUGGAGGAUUUCCAGGACAAGGAUUAGGUGGUGGCCGUGGUGGCGGAUUUGGUGGUGGAUACGGUGGCGGAUAUGGUGGUGGUAUUGGGGGUGGAUUUGGUGGUGGAUUUGGUGGUGGAUAUGGUGGUGGCCGGGGAUAUAAUGGCGGUAAUCCAAGAGGUGGAUAUGGUGGAUAUCCUAGAGGUGGUGGCUUUGGAGGAUGGCCUUGCAACUAAUUAAUUAAUUACUAUGGAAUAUUUAUGAAGAAUAUUCAUGCUACUUUUUCGCUUACUUUUUCAUGCUAUACAGUUCCGUCUUUCAGCAAAAAUAAAAUAAAAAAUCAGGGUGGCUAUUUAUAUGUUUAGUGUGUUUUAGUAGGUAGUAAUAAGUUUUGUUGUUGGAAGAAGAUUAAAUGUAUCAGAAAUGUCGAUUCACUUACUAUGGCUGGAUGGUCAUCAUGUCAUGUUUAGAUAACAAUAUCAGGGAACUUAUAAGUUUAUAUGUGUCCUUUUUCGUUUACAUGUAAUUGUCACACAAAUUGUUAAGUGAAAUCAUAGUGAGUUAUUUUUGCUGUUGUA